AUGUCUCUCCAGACCUGCCAGUCCAAAGUUGGUCGGUGUAACCUUGGACUCCCCCCAACUUGUGCUAUUCAUGUGUGGAAUCUCACUGUUGGUGUGGACAUCAUUCAAGCUGGUAUUCCAAAGCAACUGGAGGUUCCCACUUCAUUAGAGCUGUGUUUCGGAGGGCUGGAGAGAGCGCAAGCACUACGUCUGUCUCUGACAGCUAGUCGAGGUGAUAACCGAGAAGAUUUGGUGGAAAGGGCCGAAGACGGAACUAAAUUUCAGGAGAGAAGAAGCCAGAAAGGCUUUAAGGAUGACACCUGCUACACUGGCACUGACAUGGCAUCAGAUGAUACUCAUAUCAUGUUCACCAACACGAUCCGCAACAAUGAAACCGAUAUCAUCACCAGAAGUUACAUCAAUAUCACAUUUGGGUGUCGAUACCCCAUAAACUACAUGGUUCAGCAGCAAAACGGGGAGAAUCUGAUCAGAGUGGAUGUGAGGACAAUCACUCUGAACACAGAGGAUGGAAAUUUCUCGGUCUCCAUGCUGCUGUAUAAAGACGAAGAGUUUCAGGAUAAAUGGACCACUGUUCCUUCUCUCACACUUGAGGACAACAUCUAUGUCAAAGUUUACAUGAUUCCAGCAAAUCUGUUUCUGAGAGUGGAGAGGUGUUGGGCCACACCAACCAAUGACCCUUACAGCAACAUUCAGUACACCUUAAUCAGGAACAGCUGUCCAGUGUUGUGGAACGACGAGACACUAGCUGUGAUGAAGAAUGGUCAAGGACCAGAAGCUCUGUUCAGGAUACAAAUGUUCAAGUUUGUUGGCAGCUCCUACACGGAUGUUUUCCUGCAUUGCAACGUCCAGAUCUGUCAUAACACAGGAGUGUGCCAGCCUAACUGCUCUGCUGAAGAUGCAUCAGUACGGACACGUAGGGAUGUUGCAUCGUCUCACACAGUCUCAUAUGGACCAAUCAGAAGACACAAAACUAACAUGGAGAAUACUAAUCUGAGUUCAGAUUUGCCCCCUGUGGAAACCUUUGUGUUGGGUGGUCUGCUGGUCAUCCUGAUUGUCAUCACAGGAGUUUUUGGGAAACUCUGGCUGCAGAGCAGAAACUCGUAUCCGACCCAAGAGGCCCAGCUCACUCUCUCCAACAUCCACCAUAUCUCAGAAGUGGCCAGCUAACUUGGGUUCUCAUAUACACACAGUGUUGUGCGAAUUGCGUUCAGUUUGAAAGUUUUGUCUGCUAACCUGUAGUGCAUUUUUUAGUAGUUGUUCUUUUU
Messenger RNA from Sinocyclocheilus rhinocerous, 1265 nucleotides. Its product is annotated as pancreatic secretory granule membrane major glycoprotein GP2-like. The coding region runs from base 1 to 1167 and encodes 388 amino acids. The record is from RefSeq and is a predicted model, not a curated record. NCBI's taxonomy places the organism in Eukaryota, Metazoa, Chordata, Actinopteri, Cypriniformes, Cyprinidae. The transcript is spliced from 8 exons.